Molecule: messenger RNA, 1635 nt
Organism: Acanthamoeba castellanii str. Neff
Lineage: Eukaryota; Discosea; Longamoebia; Acanthamoebidae
Product: PA domain containing protein
Exons: 14
Coding region: 1-1635 (544 amino acids)
Biological process (GO): proteolysis
Molecular function (GO): metalloexopeptidase activity
Source: RefSeq, a predicted model, not a curated record
AUGAGAAGCGAAAGGACUGCCCUCACGCAUCGAAUCACUGACGAAGAGGAGUCGGCGAUCGUUUACGACUCUCUCGAUAGCUGGUGGUACAAGCUCCAGCAGAAGAAGCUGUGGAUCGGAAUCGGCGUGGUGGUUGUGGUUGCGGUGCUGGCCGCCGUGGUGCUGAUCGUUGCGUUGAGCGCCGGCCUGUCCGAUGACGACGACAAUGACAACAAGCACAAGGGCACCAACUACUAUGAGAGCGUGACCGCAACGAACAUCCAGAAGCACCUGGCCAAGCUCUUUGCUACGGCCAACAACCUCACGAACAACACUGUCAACUCGCGCUCAGUGCGCAACGGGUACAACGAGUCUGCGGCGUACAUCAUCCAACAACUGGAGCAAGUGGUCGGCAAAGACUUUUGUGAGGUGUCGACCCAGGACUUCGUGGUGCCCGUGUACCAGCAGCUGGACAGCCCCAAGCUCGUCCUCACCGCUGUCUCUGGCAACGGCUCCUUCUCGCCCUUGGCCUACCAGCUUGGCGUGGACUUCAUCGGCAUGCGGUACGGCGGCAACGGAACGUACAACAUCAGCGCCGGCAUCUCGGUGGUCGCCAAUGUGGGCUGCGACCCGAGCGACUAUGACUCGGUCGCCCCGAACUCCAUUGCCCUCAUCCAGCGCGGCGGCAACUGCACCUUUUACGGCAAGGCUCUUUUGGCCGAGGCCAAGAACGCUGCGGCGAUCCUGUUCUACAACCAGGUCACCACGACCGUGAUCACCGCGGCGCGCGUGUUCGAUUCCACCUGGGUCCCCACCGACCCGAUCAUUCAGAUUCCGUCGCUCGGCAUUUCCUACUCCGUGGGCAACACCCUUCGUUCUCUCAGUGAGCGCGGCCCCAUCGAGGUGAACCUCGUCACUCGCUCUCAGGUCACCGUCGACCCCACGUUCAACGUGUUCUGCACCACCAAGAAGGGCGAUCCCAAGAACAUCGUCAUGGCCGGCGCUCACCUCGACUCGGUGCCUGAGGGUCCCGGCGUGAACGACAACGGCAGCGGUUCGUCGUCGGUGCUCGAGCUGGCCGUCCAGAUGGCGCGCCAGGGCAUCACGCCCCACAACAAGGUCACGUUCGCCUGGUGGGGCGCCGAGGAGCUGGGACUGAUCGGCUCGCGGGCCUACGUGCGCAGCAUCGUCAACACCACGCAAGAGAAGGACAUCGUGGCCUAUUUGAACUUUGACAUGCUGGGCUCGCCCAACUAUGUACCGGGGAUCCACAACGGCACUGACACUCCCGCCAACGUGCGCAAUGGUAGCGUGGUCAUCCAGGGCCUGUUCGAGGAGUUCUUCAACAAGGUCCUCAAGAAGCCCUACGAGCUCACGGGCAUGAGCGGCGGUUCGGAUUACUACCCGUUCGUCAUCUACACCAACAUCGCUGCCGGUGGUCUGGCGACCGGCGCGUCCGCGCUGAAGACCAUGGACCAGCGCGCCAUCUUUGGCGGUUUCGCUGACACUCAGUUGGAUACCUGCUACCACAUGCCGUGCGACACGCUGGACAACAUCGAUGCGGUCUGCCUGCAGGACAUGGCCCGGGCUGCGGCCUACGUGCUGCAGCGCCUGGCCCUAGAAAAGGACGUGCGGAAGUUCGUCUACGGCGCCUAG